AUGGACAAUUUAACACUACAGUUGGAAAAUACUUUAAUAAUAACUCAUCCAUUAUGUUUUCCAGGUAUUGUCAACCUCACGCCAACUUCUUGUUCAGCUUUGUUAAUAAGAGAUCCUUCAACUCGCAGUGGAAUGUAUUACAUUAAUCCCCAAGGGCUAAGUUCAUCGCCAUUCGUUCAAGUGUACUGUAACAUGACUUCGACGGAAGGUGUUGGUGUGACAGAGAUUGGGCACGACAAUGAAUCGCGCACACUCGUGGUCGGAUAUGAAGGAGCGGGUUCUUACAAACGGAGCAUCAAAUAUGUUAUUUCUAUGGAACAUAUUAUUGCAAUUAUGAAUCUGUCCAAGAAUUGUGAGCAGCUUAUAAAAUAUGAAUGUCAUGGAAGCUUCAUUCGAAACGGCGGUUGGUGGGUGUCGCGUCAAGGUUCGAAGAUGAAUUACUGGGGUGGAGCCGCAGUCAACAGCGGAAAAUGUGCAUGUGGAAUGGCCGACACCUGCGCUGGUGGGGGAAAAUGUAAUUGUGACGCCAAUGACUACACAUGGCGUGAAGAUAGUGGGUACCUGACAGACAAGAAUACGCUUCCUGUUACUGAGCUGAGAUUUUGUGAUACUGGUGACAAAAGAGAGAAAGGAUACCAUACAUUGGGAAAACUGCGAUGUUGGGGUUAG
Molecule: messenger RNA, 669 nt
Organism: Paramuricea clavata
Lineage: Eukaryota; Metazoa; Cnidaria; Anthozoa; Malacalcyonacea; Plexauridae
Source: the annotation of a GenBank genome assembly